This is a messenger RNA of Carassius gibelio (silver crucian carp), 4037 nucleotides long. It is a transcript of the gene pknox1.2, whose product is annotated as pbx/knotted 1 homeobox 1.2. The record is from RefSeq and is a predicted model, not a curated record. Gene Ontology annotation, biological process: angiogenesis; regulation of transcription by RNA polymerase II. Lineage: Eukaryota; Metazoa; Chordata; Actinopteri; Cypriniformes; Cyprinidae. Gene Ontology annotation, molecular function: RNA polymerase II cis-regulatory region sequence-specific DNA binding; DNA-binding transcription factor activity, RNA polymerase II-specific. The transcript is spliced from 10 exons. The coding region runs from base 844 to 2238 and encodes 464 amino acids.
CCUAUCAAUCAAGCGAUCUGGGCCGCGCGCUAAAAUGCACUCAGCACGUUAAGAUCGAGCUUCCGGUCUGGACGGUUUUAGGUUGAAAUCGGAUGUUUGUACGGCGGUUUCGGGGUUUUCUCUGGCUCGACACACAGUCAAGGCCCAGCUCUUUUUUUAUGAUCUUUUGUAGAAGUGCGAAUGGCGGCGGCACUGGUGGGGAGGGAUAGCCCGAUGUCCCUUAGAUUGAUUGAUAGGCGAUUAUGGGCAGGCUUUUUAUUAUAUUUAAAGAGACAGAGACGGUGUUUUUAAUAAGUAAGCGAAAAGUCAAGGCGGCUUGUGUUUUUACACGAUGACGCAGGUUACGUACUGUAAUUGUAUAUUAAUUACACCAGCGGUUCUCACGGGUGUCUGGCGCUUCGGAUAAAAGCCCAAUAUAGAGAUGAACACACAAACAUUGAGUUUGAACGGAGACUCGGUGCAAACAUGGCGCCUACAGUAAUCGAGAGGAUGAGAUACAGUCAUCUGCGGCUGAAGAAAGAGACCAUGACGGAGAUAUAAAACCACAUUACAAGAAAACAAUGAUUCGUAUAAAAUCGAUUUUGUUUUUAGAUGUAGAUAUUGACAGUUUUUCUAAUCCCAUUCAAAGCGAAUCUCUCACUGAAGUCGUGUUGCAGUGCAGAGAUACAGCAAGGCGAUAUUUAGAGAUGUUACUAUUUAUAUCGCCAGUUUGUAUUCGCCUGCUUGCAGAACACUGCAGAUGUUUCUCCAAUUCAGCAAGUUCAUUUGGAAGCACAUCAAUUUCAGUGGAGCUGAAGAGCAGCUUUAUAGAAUGCCCAAGAGCUGUCCACGGCAACAGUAACUAUGAUGACAUCCCCUUCGGUGUCCAUGGAGGAUUACCAAGAGGCUGAGCAGAUGCAAGAAGAACAGACGGCGGGACAAGUGGAGGAGAGGUUGGAGGAAGAGGAGGAGAGAGAGGAAGAGGAGGGCAGCUCAGCGCCGUCUGAACCACAGACUCCUAUGGAGGUCUACAAGACGGCUAUUUACAGACACCCCUUGUUCCCCCUGCUGGCGCUGCUCUUUGAGAAAUGUGAGCAAUCGACUCAGAGCUCGGAGUGCGUGACCUCGGCCAGCUUCGAUGUGGAUAUCGAGAACUUUGUGCGAAACCAGGAGAAAGAAGGCAAGGCUUUCUUCAGCGAGGACCCCGAUUUGGACAAUCUGAUGGUGAAGGCCAUCCAGGUGUUACGGAUUCACCUGCUGGAGCUGGAGAAGGUAAAUGACCUGUGUAAAGAUUUCUGCAGCCGCUACAUCGCCUGCCUCAAGACCAAGAUGAACAGCGAGACGCUGCUCAGCGGAGAGCCAGGAAGCCCCUACUCCCCAACACACACACAGGUACGCCCGAAAACACUGCAGAGCUCUGCCUCCAUCUCUGCUCAGGAGAUAACCGGUGUGCACAUGUUCUCCUCACAGCCGCUGAGCUCGUUCUCUGGAGCCAUGAGCCCUCAAGGUAUUGUAGUACCAGCGUCGGCUUUACAACAAGCCAACGUUACGGUCACCGCUGUAAACCCCACACAGGUGGUCACAGGUGGGACGGUGUAUCAGCCUGUUACAGUUGUCACUCCACAGGGGCAGGUGGUCACACAGACUCUGUCACCUGGAACAAUACGCAUCCAGAACUCACAGCUUCAGCUGCAGUUGAACCAGGAUCUAAACUUCUUCAGUCAGGAGGACAACUCGUCUAAAGCUAAGAGAGGCAUCUUGCCCAAACACGCCACCAGUGUCAUGCGUUCUUGGCUCUUCCAGCACAUCGGUCACCCCUAUCCUACAGAAGAUGAGAAGAAACAGAUCGCCCUGCAGACCAACCUCACCCUGCUGCAGGUUAACAACUGGUUUAUUAAUGCACGGCGACGGAUCCUUCAGCCCAUGCUGGACGCCAGCUCCUCGGACACACCCAAGAACAAAAAGAAGACGCCCCAAACGCGGCCCCUACAACGCUUCUGGCCCAACUCCCUCGCCGCCUCUGUGUCCCAGCAACAGGUCACCAUGGAAGACGGUACCACAGUAACAGUCGGUGUGGGUGAGGACGGCCUCCAGACGCUCUCCUCAGACGGAGCGACGCUGGCCAUGCAGCAGGUCAUGAUGGGAGGUCACAGUGAGGAGGAGGAUGAGGAGGAUGAGGAGGAUGAAGAGGACGAGGACAAUGAUCCUUCCCACUCUGACAUGACCAGGCUGGGCCUGGAGACCAGCGACUCUCUGUAGUAGGACUGAAGCACUCACACACACACACACAGUGACUUUAGUAAGGCACAUCAGAGCACUAAGAAGAAAGAGACGUUCACACAGACACCUCGGCUGACGUGUUGAAGGUCACAGAACGUCCUCAAGCUGUCAAACAGCUGGUCUGAAGUACAGAGAAAGGGCUUAAAGCCACACACACACACCGCCACAACCCAUACACACUCAAGCACAAGUCUCACACACAUCAUUUCCGACGCAGUUAGCCGAGUGCACUUUUUGUAUGAUACUGUAAACUUAAAGAAAGUGUUCAAAGCACAUUCUGAAAGAGCUAAAAGGAAGGAAGAAAAAUAAAAUGUUGAUGCUGGAUUUGAUUUGAUUGUAGUUAUACUACAACAAUGAGAUUUCAGCUCUUUGCAUGCCUGUGUUUGCACCGAGAAAAAAAAGGAACUAUUUUUAUAGCACACUGUCACACGUGAUCGGUGCCAAUAUGUCUGUUUUCUCCUUUAGUUUGUUUUGCUCUGUUUUGUAAGGAGAAUUUAUGUAUGAAAAAGACAAAAAAACACUUUUUACGCGCUCACCCUGUUUUGGAGGGGAUUGUGGUAACUACUUAGUACAAAGAAUGAAUAUCCGCUGAAGGCAUAGACUAUGAAGCCUUACCUUUUUACAUUUCUAACGCCACAAUGUUAGACACGCUCAUAUUUAUGGAAGUUUACUUCCACCACAGAAUUAAAACAACAUUUAAAAGGUAAUCGGGACUUUUUAUCUCACAUUUCGGACUAUUUUACGUAGAAUUGUGAGGUUAUAUGUCACAAAUCGGAGUUUAUAUCUCGCAAUUCUGUUUUAUUUUCUUGCAGUUCUGAGUUUAUAUCUUUUCCCGAGGAAAAAGAGGUCUGAAUUGAAGUCUUAAUUGUGAGAUAUCAACUCAAAAGAAAAGAGUAAGUAAGUUAAAGUUAGAAUUAUAAGGCUAAAAAGUCAGUUUGCUUUCUUAAUUCCAUGGUGGAAUAAAAAAAAAAAAAGAAUCUUCUACACAUAUGAUGUCACUUCCUGUGCGGUCGGCAUGGAUACCGUGUCCAAACAUGAUAUGUUUGCAAGGUUGUGAUAAUGUUUAUGUCAUGCAAUGCCUGUUAUUGUUAUAUGAGAAGAAAAUGUGCUUUUUAAUGAUUAUAUUGCCAAAACUCCAACUGAAGUGAAACCAAGAAGGACGUCAACAAGACUUUGUAUUUGUUUUUUUUUGUUUUUUUUGGCAAAGGGACUCAUCGUUGAUUUAUGACAGAUUUCUUUUUUUUUUAUUCUGUGUUGUUAUGGACAGUUCAUAUAGAGUUUUUUUCUUUUUGUGGAUAAAACUAAUGUUUUCAAUAUUUAACAGUUGAUUGCAUGCGUUUUCAUUUAUUGUAAAGAGACAUACAACAUGAUUUUUGAAACAUAACAUAUGCUCACAAUAGAAACACAUAUCUAUCCGUGUAAACCCAGUGAGACUGGUACAGUCGAGCUGUUAGUAACCUCUUGAUGGUAUAUUUAACAAAAAAGCCAAUAUAAUAUAUAUUGCGAUUUCUUCCAUUUCCAGCCGUCACUCGGUCCUGUUUUCUAGUUCUUUAGCGUGUUCAGUAUGUGCUGUAGGCUGUCUGUACUGAGCGGCUCAUCAUUUGCGGCAGUAGUCUUGUGAUGAAUAACCCGAGAGGAGAAACUCCGUUAGCUUAGCACGGGGAGGUUUAAACACUGCCUUUUUCUCUUUGCUUCUAUAAUCGCUUCUGUCUCUCACACAAACACACAGAUAUGCCUUUCAGACUCUUCAUUUUGUAAUAAAGAACACUGUACCUGAA